UCCCCGACCCGCAUCACGCGGCUGCAGGAGAAGGAAGACCUGCAGGAGCUGAACGAUCGCCUGGCCGUUUAUAUCGAUAAAGUGCGAUCCUUGGAGCUGGAAAACGCCGGGCUGCGGCUGCGAAUCACCGAGUCCGAGGAGGUGGUGAGCCGGGAGGUGUCGGGAAUUAAAGCCGCCUACGAAGCCGAGCUGGCGGACGCGAGGAAGACGCUGGACUCGGUGGCGAAGGAGCGGGCGAGGCUGCAGCUGGAGCUGAGCAAAGUGAGGGAGGAGCACAAGGAGCUGAAGGCCAGGUGGGUCGGGGGGGGUUGG
Messenger RNA from Meleagris gallopavo (turkey), 312 nucleotides. NCBI's taxonomy places the organism in Eukaryota, Metazoa, Chordata, Aves, Galliformes, Phasianidae. The record is from RefSeq and is a predicted model, not a curated record.